GUAACUUUCAUUUCUGUAUAGUUAAAAUAUACAAUAGGUUUAACAAGGUGCUUUUAAAGUGUUCUAAAACGAUGGAGUUUUGUAUGCAUUAUGAACCAAAACCGUCUGUUAAAAGCAUACAUGGUCCAACCACAUUCGAAGAGGCAAUAGAAAAAACUUCUUUUGGAAAAUUUAAUAUUUUGCUUAUAAUAGCAACAAUAUGUGGAAUAUUUGCUCCAAUAUUUGAAACUACUACGAUGUCUUAUAUUUUUGCACCCGCACAAUGUGAUUUAAAUCUAUCCUUACAAGAUAAAGGUUAUCUUAAUUGCAUAGCUUUCGCAGGAAUGAUUUCAACAUCAUUUGUAUGGGGUUUUCUUUUGGAUACAUUUGGUAGGAGAAAAUUUAUGAUAUAUGGAUAUUUUUUGGAUGCAAUUGUUGUUUUUCUAAGUUCCUGUUCACAAAGUAUUGAAAUGUUGAUGCUUAGCAAGUUUCUUGGGGGUGUUAUUAUUAACGGGCCUUUUGCUGCGAUGACUACUUAUUUGGGUGAAUUCCACUCAGCUCAAUACAGGUCUAAAAUACAAUUGGUCAAAGGAGCACUAGUGUCCGUGGGCCAACUAGUAUUACCAUUAUUAGCAUGGGGAAUUGUGCCGUUACCGGUUGACUGGUCACUUUUUAAUGGACUAAUUCACUUUCAUUCUUGGAAUUUAUACCUGUUUGUUUGCGGACUAUUUCCACUUGCCAGUGCUGUGAUAUUUUGUUUUCUUCCCGAAAGUCCAAAAUUUUUAAUGACUAUUGGAGAAAAUGAGAAAGCCAUGAAAGUACUUCAAAAAGUUUAUAGCAUUAAUACUGGAAAACGACCAGAAACGUACCCGGUAAAAGAAUUAUUACAAGAGACUGAUGAAUCGCACAAAAAUAGAUCUAUAAAAUAUGCCAUGACCGAAGAAUUUUCAAAUUUAUUUCCCCUUUUUAAAGCUCCUUAUUUUUCUAAAUUUGCACUGCUCUGUACAGUGCAAUUUAUGGUAGUUCAAAGUAUGAACGUGUUAAGGUUAUGGAGUCCCCAGUUGUUUCAAGCUAUAGAAGAUUAUAAAGUUGAUAAUAAUGGAACCACUGCAGAUCUAUGUUCCAUGAUGGAUACUCUUAAACCUAAAAUCGCUAGUAGUUGUACAACGAAUGUAGGAAACCCAGGAGUUUAUAUAAAUUCAAUUAUCGUAUCGACCUCAGCCAUAGCGGGAUAUUUUGUCACAAUAAGUGUUAUUAAUCUUUUGGGAAAGAAACCAGUUAUAGUCUCCUAUGCUCUCACAUCUGGAAUUUGUAGUAUGGCACUCUAUUUUUCGCAAAGCGUGGAAGUGACAACAUUCCUGAUUGCGGUUUUUAUAGCCCUUGGCAACAUAGUAUCAAAUGUACUACAAUCAGUUGUAGUAGAUCAUUUUCCAACAAAUCUAAGGGCUUUUACAGUAUCUUUAGUAAUGGGAUUUGCACGAAUUGGAGCCCUCACUGGUAACAUAGGAUUUCCGUUUCUUGUGAGUUUGGGAUGUGCACCUCCGUUCUUUGUUGUAGGAGGUAUUAUGGCAGUUGGAAGUCUUUGUUCAAUACUAUUACCAAAAACAGAUAACAAAGCUCUGAUAUAGGUAAAACAGUUUUCAUGAAUAACCAACCAAUCGUUGAAGAACAUAAUAAACAGAAUUGCUCUCUUAAUAUAUCAAAAGAGAAAAAUAGAUAUUGAUAUGUACAUGGCAAGCUUUACAAGACUUGCAAGUUAUAUUGGCUUGCAGAAGAAAUUGUAGCAGUGUGACGGAAAUUUAUUAUGCAUUAAAAAAGGUAUUUUAAGAUAUAUUUACCACGUAGUAAACAACUAAACUGUACUGUACAAUAAAAUAUUACCAAUUGAA
Molecule: messenger RNA, 1868 nt
Organism: Diabrotica virgifera virgifera (western corn rootworm)
Lineage: Eukaryota; Metazoa; Arthropoda; Insecta; Coleoptera; Chrysomelidae
Product: synaptic vesicle glycoprotein 2B
Exons: 11
Coding region: 72-1607 (511 amino acids)
Biological process (GO): transmembrane transport
Cellular component (GO): membrane
Molecular function (GO): transmembrane transporter activity
Source: RefSeq, a predicted model, not a curated record